Molecule: messenger RNA, 1374 nt
Organism: Drosophila bipectinata
Lineage: Eukaryota; Metazoa; Arthropoda; Insecta; Diptera; Drosophilidae
Source: RefSeq, a predicted model, not a curated record
AAUUGUUUACAUUUUGUUUUUAAUUUGUGAUCUUUAUUUUGGAGCUCCACGAUGACCUGUGAUACCACCGAGGCUCUGGCAGCCCACAUGUGUGAGCUGGUGCAGUUUUAUAUGCUGCCUGAGAUUAAAGAAGAUCUGGACAAUGUGCAGCUGGAGGCGUCACAAUUUGAGAGCUAUCAUUCCUUGCUAAUUCAGGAUUUGCCAAAACUCUACGACAUGGUUCAAGAAUUUCUAAAGAAAUCCGAUGAUACGGGUCACGAAGAGUUAAGAAUAAAGCUGCUCCUGCUGCUUUGUGAACUUACUGCUGCUCCCACAGUAUAUCAACUUACGGAUGGAAAACUCUUAAAAAACGCCAACGACCUAGCUGAGAAGCUUUCCCAAAGUUGGUGGGUGUCCACGGACUCACAAAUUCUUAAAUAUUAUGAGAAUAAACUGCACAGGGAUAGCUGGAAGCGACAACUGGGCGCAGUGCACGGUUUUGCGCGAUAUUUGGAGUUGAGAUACACAGAGAAGUUUAAAAUGCCCAUCCAAAUGCUAACAUUCGCUUUGUCGGUCGGAUUGAAUGUGCGGGAAUGCUAUGAUCCAGCCUACAAACAGCUUGCAGUCAAGAUCUUCACAGUGAUGCUUAAAUAUAGUGAUGUCAGUAAUAUUCAAGAACUAAAUGUUCAUAGUGUGAUUUAUGAGAAUGCACUGAAGGAUGCUUACAACAUGGAGUCUAUUGAAGCUAUGGAUGCAGUUUGGAAUUGCUUGUACCUGUGCCUUGACCAUUUCAAAGAUUUGGAUGCCUUCACGUGGAAUCAAUGCGACGAUAUGCUAGAGCGACUCAUCCGCAACGUGACUAUGGCCUCCAGUCCCAAAACCUCCAUCUGUAUGGUGCAGUUUAUAAUCCAACUAGGGUACUAUUUCACCAUCAACCGCACCGAUGUCGAAGUAGCUCUAACCGCGAACCUGAGUGAUCCAAUAGAACUAGCAGCCUGUCGAGAUGUGUGUCUAUCACUAAGCGCCAGCACAAGUUAUCGUUGGGCCAAGGCCAUUCUCCAGAUGCUGGUCCUGGAGUCUGAGAAACUUCUACAGAGCCCUGAAGUAUGCGUGGAGCUCCUUGAACAAAUCCUUAGAUGCUAUUUGGUUUGCAUUCUACCAAUCCCACUAGAAGCUCUGCGUUACCAUUUGCCCGAAUUUUAUAGUAAAUUUGUGGCCGUUUUGAUGGAAUGUUUGACCAUUCACGAAAGAACUCCUCCGGUUUUACAGUUGGUGCAAAGGUUUAUUGAAACAUUCAUCUAUCAACUGGCCAAUUGCUCGACGCAGAAACUACACAGCGACCUACAAAAGUUUAUGGAUGAUUUAAAAACUUUACAAAAUAAAAUUACAGAAUAG